AUGGCCAAGAUUUCCCAGAAGCACUUCAAAGGAACGUUAAGCAGAAACAUUCAGGAGAGAACCAUGGAGACCCUUCUACUGACUCUGCUUGGACUGCAGACCGUGAUGGGAAUGGGACACUGGUGUGAACACACGGUGGAGGAGAGAGUGCAGCGCGUCCUUUCCCCGCGUCUGCAGCUUGAAGUGAGCUGCUCAAAGGUGUAUCAGUACAACACCCAGGGCUGGAGACUCGACGUGGACAGGAUGCGCCUGAAGCAUGGAGGUGAUGAUGGCAUCGCACUUUACUACAAACAACAGGGUCAAAGGGCAUCCUGUUUCUUGUACAAACUCCCAGAGAUGCAGAACCAGAUGGUAAACAAAACAGUGAAGGCCUGCUGUGAGGGCUGGGGCGGACCACGCUGCUCUGAGGGUGUGGGUGCACGUGGCCAGUGCUACUCUACGUGGAGUUGUGAUGCGUUCCCUGGGGUUCACAACGCCUCUCUCAUGCCGAUGGAGCAGUGUUGCAGCAGCCUGUGGGGGCUCAGCUGGAGGAAUGCCUCCGACCAGACCUGCUUAUCGUGCACCUACACACUUCUUCCUGACUCCCAGUCCUCCCCUAUGGUGCGUGGUGGUCUGCUGGGGAGUGUCAGGGUUCCUCAGAGCUCGGCCACCUGCAUGUCCUGGGGUGGAGCCCACUACCGCACUUUUGACAGGAAGCACUUCCACUUCCAGGGCAGCUGCACUUACCUCAUGGCCUCAUCUACUGAUGGCACCUGGGCGGUCUACAUCAGCACAGUCUGUGAUGGCAGAGGACACUGCAGCAAGGCUCUGAGGAUGAUGAUGGGUCUGGAUUUGGUUUCAAUUCAACACAAAAACUUAACGCUGAACAACUUUCCUGUUCCAAAUGGAGAACCACUCUUUCAAAAUGGAGUGAGUGUUCAUUGGCUGGGGGACUUUGUGUUUGUGGAGAGCGGCCUGGGAGUGAGAGUAAAGUUUGACCUGGCUAACACAGUGUACCUGACGGUGACCGCUGAGCACCUGGCCACGACCAGGGGCCUCUGUGGAGUCUACAACAACAACGCUGAAGAUGAUUUCACCACGAUGGGUGGAACUGUGUCCCAGUACGCCGCCAGCUUCGGCAACUCCUGGAAAGUUCCUGACCAGCAGAAUGAAGUUUGCAGUGAUGCGGCAGAGCUUGGCCACAGCUGUGAUGUCUCAGGAGACCCUGCCCUACGCAGGCAGGCAGAGUCAGUGUGUCACCAACUCCUGGAAAUCCCCUUCACACACUGCCAUACCCGGUUGGAUCCCGAAGCGUACAUGGACACCUGUCUCUAUCUGUACUGUAGCCUGCCACCCAAAGAGAAGGAUUCAGCAGUGUGUGACACCCUGGCCAGCUAUGCCCGAGAGUGUGCUCAGCAACAUGUCAUCAUUAUGUGGAGGACAGCCACCCUAUGUGGUCGUGUCUGUCCCAGAGGUCAGGUGUUUUCAGACUGUGUGUCCUCCUGUCCCCCCAGCUGUGUGUCUCCCCAGCCCCCCGGGCCUGCAGCUAUGGGUCAGUGCAGAGAGGAGUGUGUUGGGGGCUGCGAGUGUCCACCAGGCCUCUACCUUCACCAGGGAAACUGUCUGAAAAGAGACGAUUGUCCUUGUUUCCACCGCAGACACACCUACCAGUCAGGGGACAAGAUACAGCAGAGAUGCAACACCUGUGUCUGCACAUCAGGCCAGUGGCAGUGUACUGGGGAGAAGUGCUCAGCCCAGUGCACCCUGAUGGGGGCACUACAGGUGACCACCUUUGACAAAAAGAGGUAUUCACUUCAGGGAGGAGACUGUCCCUUCGCUGCUGUGGAGGACUUUGUUGACAGGAAGCUGGUGGUGAGUGUGCGCUGUGGGGAGUGUGCAGCAGGUGGAGGAGGAGGAGGUUUGGGUUGUCUAAAGGAGAUGACAGUCACAGCACUCCGCACCACAGUCACCAUCACAGACACUGGUACAGUGACAUUGAAUGGCCAGAGAGAGCCGUUGCCUGUGGUGACGGGGGACCUAGUUGUGCGUAGGGCCUCCUCCUCAUUUCUCCUCAUCCAGGCUUUUGGAGCCCAGCUGCUCUGGCACCUAGACGGACCUUUGGCCAUCAUUACCCUACAACCUGGCUUUGCAAAUAAGGUGCGUGGCCUGUGUGGAACGCUAACCUGGAACCAGCAUGAUGACUUCACCACCCCAGAGGGAGACGUGGAGAACAGUGUGUCAUUGUUUGCAAGCAAAUUCAUGACAGAGCACUGCGCUCUACCCAAGGGAGCUCCGCCUGACCCCUGCACCACAUACACCCAGAGGAGACAGUAUGCAGAGACAGUGUGCUCCGCCAUACACAGCCCCGUCUUUCAGAUGUGUCAUGAUGUGGUGGAGCGGGAGCCUUAUUUCCGCCUCUGUCUGUUGGAGGUUUGUGGCUGUGUUCCACAGAGGGCCUGUCACUGCACCAUCCUCACUGCCUACACCCGGCACUGUGCCCAGGAGGGCGUCAUCGUCGAGUGGCGGAAUCAAACUUUCUGCCCGGUCCAGUGUUCGGGGGGGCAGGUGUACCAGGAAUGUGGCAGUGCCUGUGGGGGCUGCUGUUCAGAUGGCAGGAGCUGCGAGGCCAGUGGUGGUGAGAUGAGUCUUAAAAUGUGUGUUCCUGGUUGCCAGUGCCCAGCAGGACUAGUGCAGGACCACCAGGGCCAGUGUGUGCCCAUCACAAUGUGCCCCUGUGUGCAAGGAGACAAGACAUACCGGCCUGGGGCGAUAAUACAGAACAACUGUAAUACCUGUGUAUGUGAGCAGGGGCAGUUUAACUGCACUCAGGAGCACUGUGAGGAAUUGAACCAGUGUCCAGGCUCUCUUGUCUACUCUCCACGCUCCUGCCUCCUGACCUGCUCCAGCCUGGACCCUCCUGGACAGCAGCAGUGGUCCAGUAUCACACUGUCGGGCUGCAGAGAGCCCCUGUCUGGCUGCGUCUGUCCUCAGGGAACUGUGCUACUAGGUGAUAAGUGUGUUCUGCCAGAUGAGUGCCCAUGUCACCAUAAUGGUCAACUUUAUUACAGCAACGACACCAUCACUAAAGACUGCAACACAUGUGUGUGUAAGGAACGCCGCUGGCACUGCAGUCAGUCCGCCUGUGCUGGUGUGUGUGUAGCAACUGGUGACCCACACUAUGUGACAUUCGAUGGCCGCUGUUACUCUUUCCUGGGUGACUGCCAGUACGUGCUGGCUAGGGAGACCAGCGGUUUGUUCAGUGUGAUUGCAGAGAAUGUGCCAUGUGGAAGCACUGGGGUCACCUGCACAAAGUCUGUCACCCUCAGCUUGGGAAAUACCGUCAUACAUCUGCUGAGAGGUAAAGCUGUGACGGUAAAUGGGAUGCCAGUUAGUCUUCCGAAGUCUUAUAGUGGCAGUGGUCUUACUUUGGAAAGAGUCGGCCUGUUUGUCUCCCUCUCCUCCCGACUGGGGGUCACUCUGUUAUGGGAUGGAGGUAUGCGUGUGUAUGUGCGCCUGGCGGCCCACCUGCAGGGCCGGGUUGGUGGCCUGUGUGGUAACUUUGAUGGGGACACAGAGAAUGACUUUACUACGCGUCAGGGCAUCGUGGAGUCUACAGCCGAGCUGUUUGGUAACUCCUGGAAGGUCAGCCCCUCAUGCCCUGACGUCGCAGACCAGGACCUCAGAGACCCUUGUGCUCUGAACCUCCACAGGGUGACCUGGGCCAGGAAAAGGUGUGCAGUCCUGACUCAGGAGCUCUUCUCUCGGUGCCACCCUGAGGUGCCUUUCCAGCAGUAUUAUGACUGGUGUGUCUUUGAUGCCUGUGGCUGUGACUCAGGUGGGGACUGUGAGUGUCUAUGUACAGCCAUUUCUGCCUAUGCUGAAGAGUGUAACCGUAAAGGGAUCUACAUCCGCUGGAGGUCCCAGGAGCUCUGCCCUCUGCAGUGUGACAAUGGGAUGGUGUAUGAUCCCUGUGGUCCAGCCUGCUCUUCCUCAUGUCCCAGUGUUCAGCAGAGUCCACAAUCCCAGUGUGGCGCUCUCUCCUGUGUGGAGGGCUGCUUCUGCCCUGCUGGCACGGUCCGACACGGGGACAGCUGUGUAGUUCCUGUUCAGUGUCCAUGUGAGUGGGAGGGCUCCAUGUUUCCACCUGGAACUACCGUCACUCAACACUGUCAGAACUGUUCCUGUGAGAAUGGUGCGUGGCAGUGUAAGGGUGUGGCUUGCCACCCUGUUCGCCCUCCCUGUCUGGAAUCAGAGUUUACCUGUGCUGGGGGGCGCUGCAUCCCCUCCCAGUGGCUGUGUGACAACGAGAAUGAUUGUGGCGAUGGGUCAGACGAGAUCUGUGUAUCCACCUGCGCUCCAAACCAAUUCCACUGCACCAGCAUGCCAAGCGGACCCUGUUUGAACCAGGCUCUGCGAUGUGAUGGCCGCACAGACUGUGCUGACCAAUCAGAUGAGGAGUUCUGCGGACCCGCCACCCCCACGCCCCUGUGCCCACCGGGGGAGUUUCAGUGUGCCAAUGGAAAGUGCCUGCCAGCCAGCCGUGUGUGUGACGGGCGGCUGGACUGUGGCUUUGCUGAUGGGUCUGAUGAGCAAGACUGUGAUGUGGUGUGUGACGAGGGGGAGUUCCUGUGUGCUGGUGGACGUUGCAUUCUCUACCUCCACCGCUGUGACGGACACGAUGACUGUGGGGACCUCAGUGAUGAGAGGGGAUGUGUGUGUGCACCAGGGGAGUUCCAGUGCCCUGAGGACCAGUGUGUUCCUGCUGACAGAGUGUGUGACGGACACACGGACUGCCCCUCUGGAACAGAUGAAGCUGUCUGUCCCAGUAGAGUGACCUGUGCUCCUGACCAGUUGGCCUGCAGUGACGGUACAUGUGUCACCACCACUAAGCUGUGUGAUGGAACAACAGACUGUCCAGGUGGAGAGGAUGAGAACAGAACCAACUGCCAAACUGUUAUCAUAACACCGUCACCUGUCACCCCAACAACACCCGCUUCAGCUUGUAGGUCCUAUGAGUUCAGCUGUGCCUCUGGUGGGCAGUGUGUGCCUCAGGCCUGGCGCUGCGAUGGAGAAACGGACUGUAUGGAUGCUAGUGAUGAGCAGCAGUGUACCACGCCCUGUAGCCCUGGCCAGGUGCCCUGUCUGAGUGGGGACCAGUGUGUGGACUACCAGCAGCUGUGUGACGGGACCCCGCAUUGCAGGGACGCCUCAGACGAGAGUAUUGACAGCUGUGGCUCUACUCGGAUCCCUCCCUGUCCAGGCAGCUUUCUAUGUGACAACCGAACCUGUGUGAACAUGUCGCAAGUAUGCAACGGCGUUCCAGACUGUCCACGGGGCGAAGAUGAGUUGGUGUGUGAUAAAACUGUCUCACCAGUGCCCCCUGGCGCAGAUAACACCACUGUCACCUGUCCUGAAUUCACCUGUAUGGAUGGAUCCUGUGUCCCUUUCAACAUGGUGUGUAAUGGUGUGACAGACUGCCCAGACUCCUCAUUAGCUCCACUUGGAGGCCCCACUGAUGAGCAGGGCUGCAGAAGCUGGAGCUCCUGGGGGCCAUGGAGCCCCUGCAGCACCUCCUGUGGGACAGGCUCCAUGAGUCGGCAGAGAACCUGUCCUGAAGGAGAUCCACUGCGCCACUGUCAGGGACAGGACCUCCAGAGGCAGCAAUGCUUCAACACCACCUGCCCUGUGGAUGGUCGGUGGUUGCCUUGGGUGAGCUGGUCUAACUGUUCCAGCUGUGGUGGAGUGCAGGUCAGACACAGAGACUGCAUCUCUCCUCGCUACGGAGGCAGAGACUGUUCCCAGCUCGCUGGACCAUCCAACCUACCCAUGGAAAUCAAACCUUGUCCUGAUGAUGGCUGUGCAAACACCAGCUGUCCCAGUGGGCUGGUGAGACACAGCUGUGCUCCUUGCCCAGUGUCCUGUGCACACAUCAGCAGUGGGACAACCUGUGAUGCAAUAGCACCCUGCUCCCCUGGUUGUUGGUGUCCAGAUGGCCAGGUGAUGAGCCAUAAGCAACAGUGUGUGUUACCAGAGGAGUGUGCGUGUGAAGUGGCAGGUGUACGCUACUGGCCGGGCCAGCCGAUAAAGUUGGACUGUGAGAUCUGUGUUUGUGAAAGGGGAAGGCCCCAGAGAUGCCAGUCUAACCAAGACUGUUCAGUGCACUGUGGCUGGUCCUCCUGGUCUGAGUGGGGAGAGUGUUUGGGGCCCUGUGGCGUUCAGAGUGUCCAGUGGUCGUUCCGCAGCCCAAACAACCCCAUCAAGCAUGGAGACGGGAGAACAUGUAGAGGAAUUUACCGGAAAGCCCGUCGGUGCCAGACAGACCCUUGUGAUGAGUGUGAGUACCAGGGUCAGUCCCAUGCUGUGGGAGACAGAUGGAAGUCACACCCCUGCCAGUUAUGUCACUGUCUGCCCAACCUCACAGUGCAGUGUUACCCCUACUGUCCAUACGCUGUCAGUGGAUGUCCACAGGGCCAGAAUCUGGUGCCUGGAGAGGGAGACAGGUGUUGCUACUGCCAAGGAGGAAAUGACACCAUUACUGUGACACUCAGUCCAGUCACUGUGACCUCCAAGACAACAGAGGGCACUACACCUCUGGUUCCAACAUAUCCACUUCCUCCUGGAGAUGAGUGUUGGUCUCCUCUGGGCAUUCAGACUCUCCCGGCCUCCAGUUUUAGAGCCUCAUCACAGCAGACUGGGCACCCACCUGAGGCUGGCCGUCUCCACUGGUUGGACCCCACCACAGACCUUCAGGGCUGGAGUCCAGAACCAGAGGAGUAUAAAGACCUACCACAUCGGAGGCCUGAUGGACACACCAGCAACACACAGAGCCCGUACCUACAGAUAGACCUGCUGAAAUCAUACAACAUCACCGGUGUUCUAACCCAGGGUGGCGGUGUAUUUGGCACAUUUGUCUCCAGCUUCUACCUCCAGUUUAGUCUGGACGGCAAACAGUGGUACACUUACAAAGAGCUUGUUACUGAUGCCCGUCCCAGAGCCAAGGUAUUCCAUGGUAACCAUGAUGACCGAGGGGUGGCAGAGACCCGGCUGGACAGGAUGGUGUCGGCUCGGUUCGUCCGGUUGCUGCCACACGACUUCCAGAACGGCAUCUACCUUCGCCUUGAGAUCAUGGGCUGUGGAGAUAGUAGCCUCUGGUCGAUUACUCCCACUCCUCCAUCCCGAGUCACCCCAGCAGGUGGCUGCAGGAAAAAAGAGUUCCAGUGUAAAAACGGUCGCUGUGUGCCAGAAGGUCCACUGGGAGUGGUCUGCGAUGGAGUCAAUGACUGUGGGGAUGGAUCAGAUGAGCUAUACUGUGGUACGCAGCCGCCCUCCACCGCUAUCAGUCCACGCAGCUGUCCUGCCGGUCAGUUCUCCUGCCCACCACCAGGGGGCUGCAUUGAGGCAAAGCAGCGUUGUGAUGGCAUCCCCAACUGUCCCAAAGGAGAUGAUGAAACUGGCUGCCACAACUAUGAAAACAUCACCACCCAGUCAGACAGACCACACACACCAACCCCAGCUCCUCUCGCGACUCCAUACAAAGCGGCGGUUACUCAUCCUGCAGUAACACCAACGAAUGGUGGCCCAGGACAUCGUGGCGUCUGCUCCUCUCCCCUUGGCCUGGAGGAUGGGAGGAUUCGAUACGGCCAGCUGUCUUCAUCCUCGUAUUGGGAAAACAACCCUGCUGAUGCUGGCCGACUGAACAUCGUCCCUAAUGUGCAGGUUAUGGAGCCUGGGUGGAGCCCCUUACCUGCAGAUCCCCAGCCAUAUUUUCAGGUGGACUUCCUGGAGCCCACGUGGGUAUCAGGGGUGGUGACCCAGGGCAGUGAGCGCAUGUGGGGUUACCUCACUAAAUACCGCCUGGCCUUCGCCCUGCACAGCAGCCUCUUCACAGACUUUACUGAGGAUGGACACCCGGGUGGCCCUGCUAAGGUGUUUGAGGUGCGGAUGGUGGGCAGGACCCCUGUGACCCGCUGGCUCGGGCGGCUAGUCAGAGCUCGCUACCUGCGCGUCAUCCCUGUGGAGUUCAGACACACCUUCUACCUGCGGGCGGAGAUCCUCGGCUGCAGAGGAGAUGAGCUGGUGACCCCGAGUAGUGUGACCUCAUCCCCCUCUGGUGGUGGGAGAGUGACUGUGCAGCGCUGUAAGCCAGGCCUGUUUGCAUGCCAGCACGGUGAGGAGUGCGUCCCUGUCUCUGUGCUCUGUGAUGGUCGACCGGACUGCAAAGACAGCUCUGACGAGAUCAACUGUGGUACGGCUCCGACCAAAGGCUCUCCAGGGCUGCAGAACCAGACCAGCUCCACAGGGGGACCAGGUUACCAUGGUGACACUACAACAGGUGCCCCAGGCCUCCAUACCACCAGGUCCCAAGGUGGAAAACCUGGUGUCGUAAGCCCUGGGGUCACAACAACCUCAAGUACAGGGGUCACGACAGGUCACCCUGGACUGCAUCUCACCACAAGCCCCCCUGGAAAACCUGGGUUGCAAACCACUACAGCCCCAUGGAACGCUACAACCCCCGAUGAUGACGGUAAACCCAGGGUGCUUUGCGUUGAGGGCCAGUUUGUCUGCCGCUCUUAUGGCUGUGUCGACUCGGCACAGGUGUGUGACGGCAGGCAGGACUGUCUGGACGGGUCGGAUGAAGAGCGCUGUGGCACAACAGCCAGGCCUGCAGUGACUACACGGAGCCCCCAAGUGCCGAGCCCCUGCUCACACAAGCAAUUCUCUUGCAACAGUGGGGAAUGUGUUCACCUGGACCGCAGAUGUGACCUGCAGAAGGACUGUGUGGAUGGAUCAGAUGAGAAAGACUGUGUGGACUGCAUCAUGUCCCCGUGGACAUCAUGGAGUGUGUGCAGUGUGUCCUGUGGUCUGGGCUCCUUGUUCAGGCAGAGGGACAUUCUGAGGGAAGCUCUGCCAGGAGGGGCCUGUGGUGGAGCUCAGUUUGAUAGUCGAGCCUGUUUCCCUCGAGCAUGCCCAGUUGAUGGUCACUGGUCAGAGUGGAGCGAGUGGACAGGGUGUGACGCUCAGUGUGGAGGUGGUGUCAGGCAGAGGAACAGAACCUGUUCCGCUCCUCCUCCAAAGAACGGUGGGCGGGACUGCGGGGGAAUGACCCUGCAGAGCCAGAGCUGCAACAGCCAGCCUUGCACCACAGACAUCGGCACCCAGACAGGCUGUGUGGGAGGCAUGGUGCUGGUUACCGAGGCAGACUGCCAGGCUGGACGGGUGGAGCCCUGUCCUCCUACCUGCUCACAUCUCAGCUCCUCCAGCAACUGCACUGCAGCAUGCGUACUGGGGUGUCGCUGUCCGAAUGGUCGGUACCUUCAGGGAGGGCGUUGUGUGAAUUCCAGCCAAUGUGUGUGUCUCUGGCAAGGUCACACACUGCAGCCUGGACAGACAGUCAGCAGGGACCAGUGCACCACAUGCGUGUGCAUGGACGGACAAGUAACCUGUGACAGUUCCCUCUGUGUGGCGACCUGUCGUUGGUCAGCCUGGUCGUCCUGGUCACCGUGUGGUGUAACCUGUGGUCAGGGACUCCAGCAACGCUACAGGUCUCCAGUGAACCCAGCUGGAGCAGUCAGAGUCCAGCUGUGUCCAGGGGACUCCUCGGAGGUCCGCCCCUGCUCCGCCCCCUGCCGUCCUGUGUUACCAGAUGGAGUCUGGAGUAAAUGGACCAGCUGGUCAGAGUGCAGUAAGACGUGUUUCAACCAUGUAGAUGAUGUGGGAAUCAGACGACGAUUCCGCAGCUGCAACCACACACUCACACAAUUCAACCAAACACACGCUGACUCUGCCUGCGAUGGAGACAGCGAAGAGCCAGAGCCUUGUAACACUGUACACUGUCCAGUGAACGGUGGCUGGUCAGCAUGGGCUCUGUGGUCUCAGUGUUCAUCAGAGUGUGACUCCGGCGUCCAAACAAGACAAAGAUUCUGCAAUUCACCCUCGCCACGGCAUGGGGGCAGCAGCUGCCCGGGGCCACACAUUCAGACAGGAGACUGCAACUCACACCCCUGCUCAGGUGUGUGCCCAGAGGGCAUGGUCCACUUAACGCCGGCAGAGUGUGAGGCUCAUGGUGGUGCGUGUCCGAGGGUGUGUUUGGACAUGACCCCCGCGGAGGUGGAGUGCGCCACCGCCUGUUACGACGGCUGCUACUGCGCCCCGGGCUUCUACCUGCUCAACGGAAGCUGCUUGCUCCUGGCUCAGUGCCCGUGCUACCACCAGGGGGGGACGUACCCAGCCGGGGCCACCCUGCCUAUAGAUGCCUGCAAUAACUGUACUUGCACAAAUGGGGAAAUGGUGUGCGGAGCAGCUACCUGUCCUGUGGACUGCGGCUGGAGCGGCUGGACCCAGUGGAGCGCUUGCAGUCGAUCAUGUGAUGUCGGGGUGAGAAGGCGGUAUCGUUCGGGAACCAAUCCUUCUGCUGCUUUCGGGGGUCUUCCUUGCCGAGGAGACAAAGUCGGGAUUGACACCUGCAGCAUUGAACCAUGCUUCGGUGUAAAGCAGCCAUGGAGUGCGUGGUCAGCGUGCUCAGUGACCUGCGGAGGAGGUUACAGGGCCCGGACCCGAGGGCCCAUCCGGAUCCACGGCACCUCUCAGCAGUUCAGCGCCUGUAACCUGCAGGCCUGUGGAGACGGGAGGGUGUGUCCUCCAGGCCAGCAGUGGAAGCAGUGUGUGAAAGGAGCAGUGUCUUGUACGGACCUCACAAUGGACCUCGGCAGGAACUGCACACCAGGCUGCCAGUGUCCACAGGGCACUGUCCAACAGGAUGGUGUGUGUGUGCGGGAGUCUAAAUGUCGCUGUGACUUGGAUGGAGAGCAGUACAAACCCGGGGAUACUGUGCCCACAGACUGCAACAACUGUACUUGUGAAGCAGGGAGGCUGGUAAACUGUUCUCAAGUCAGGUGCAAUGUUGAUGGUCACUGGUCAUUGUGGACUCCCUGGGGUCGGUGUUCGGUGUCGUGUGGAGCAGGUCUUCAGUCUCGAUACCGCUUCUGUUCCAGCCCCCAGCGCUCAGGCAGUGGCCUGCCAUGUAUGGGCCCUCACAGAGAGGACCAAGUCUGCCUCACUGCUCCAUGUGACCGGGACGGUGGCUGGAGUCGGUGGAGCAACUGGACGGAUUGUACCAAGUCAUGCGGUGGAGGGGUUCAAAUCCGGAGCAGAGAGUGUGACAGUCCUCGUCCUGAGGGGGAGGGGAACUACUGCGAGGGACUGAGAUCUGAAUUCAUAGCCUGUAACACUAACCACUGUCCAGUGGCGCCAUGCUCUAAGGUCCCAGGCACGGCGUUCAGUAGCUGUGGCCCCUCCUGCCCUCGUUCCUGUGAUGACCUGGCUCACUGUGAGUGGCAAUGUGAGCCUGGAUGCUACUGUACAGAGGGAAAAGUCCUGUCUGCUAACGGUACAGUGUGUGUGGAGAGAGAAGACUGUCCCUGCAUAGACCUAAGCACUGGAAACAGGCUGGAACCAGGGGAGACCACUGAAGCCCCUGAUGGAUGUAACAACUGCACCUGUCAGGGUGGUAGGCUCAACUGCACCAGAGACCCCUGUCCAGUGUCGGGCGGCUGGUGUAACUGGUCAGAGUGGACUCCGUGCUCCAGGACCUGUGGGGCGGAGUCGGUGUCCCGCUACAGGAGCUGCAGUUGCCCUGAGCCCAAGUCUGGAGGAGUGGCCUGCUCUGGAGAACAGGAAAUACACAACGGGGUCGGAGUUCAAAUCCAGAGGCAGCCAUGCCCUGUCAUCACAUUCUGUCCAGUCCACGGCUCGUGGAGCCCCUGGUCAGCCUGGUCAGAGUGUGAUGGAUGUGCCGGGUCAUCUACUCGCACCAGGGGGUGUAACAGUCCUCCUGCCAGGUUCGGUGGGCUGCCCUGUCUUGGGGAAAGCAGGCAGAGACGUGGUUGCUAUGACAACACUACCGUCUGCUCUGACUGUGGUGGAGGCCAAGAAGAAUGGCCUUGUGGGAAGCCCUGUCCUCGCUCCUGUUCAGAUCUCCAUGGUGACACAGAGUGCUUGGACUCACCUGGAUGCAGACAGACUUGCGGAUGUCCAGGUGACAUGCUUCUGCAGGAUGGAGUGUGUGUGGCCCGGGAGGAGUGUCGCUGCAAAUACCACAACAGCUCGGCUACAGAUAUUGUCUCUGAUAUAGGAUUGACAUUCAGUGGGCUAGAUUCCAGUAAUGCAUCAUGGGAAUGGCCUGGUGGAUCUGAUUGGCAGUUUGCAGAACCAGGAGACAGCAUCGUCAGUGACUGCAAAAUCUGUUCAUGCGAAUCUGGGGUUAUGCAGUGUCAAUCAGUCCCUGGCUGCUAUGUUGAUGGUGGCUGGAGCCAAUGGGGGGGCUGGACUGAGUGCUCGCUGUCUUGUGGAGGGGGAGUCAAGUUCAGGAGACGCCAGUGUGAUAACCCGUCCCCUCAGAGCAGUGGGAGAGGCUGCCUGGGAGUCGCUGAACAGCAGAAAGACUGCAACACACACAUAUGCACAGACUCGGUGGGCCCGUGGCUCCCUUGGUCUCGGUGGUCUGUGUGUUCUGUCAGCUGCGGUGGAGGACAGCAGUCCCGCUCUCGCCUCUGCAGACAUCCACCCUGCAGCGGCCUCAGCCGCCAGAGCAAGACCUGCAACAGCCAGGUCUGCCUCGAAGUGGGCUGCCCCCCUGGCAGGUUGUACAGAGAGUGUGAAAGAGGUGAAGGCUGUCCAUUCAGCUGCGCUCACGUCAGCGGCAGGGAGGGAUGCUACUCAGAUGGCUGUGAGGAAGGCUGCCACUGCCCCCCCCAAACUUACCAACACCAUGGUGUCUGCCUGCAGGAGUGUCCCUGUCUGGUGGACAGGGAAUUCCUGGCCUCUCUGCAGAGUGUUUCUGUCACACCUGUCUCCUCUCUGCUCCUCCAUAACAUCACUGACGGUGGGGAGCUUCAGUCUGGAGACACACUGGUCCAUGACUGCAGCACCUGCGGCUGUGAACAUGGCAGGUGGAACUGCUCCUUUGAGCAUUGCCCACUUGACGGUGGUCUGUCCCCCUGGGGCUCCUGGAGCCCCUGCUCGCUGUCCUGUGGAGGUCUGGGAUUAAAGGCCCGCUUCAAGAGCUGCACCCGGCCUGCCCCAGCCCACGGAGGGAGGGACUGCCUGGGGCCACGCCAGGAAACCACCUACUGCCAGGCCCCUGACUGCCCAGUUGUUGUUGGUCCUACUGAAGAACCGGUUUUACCAGAUGAGGAUGCUGGAUUCUCUCCGUGGUCAAUAUGGAGUCCCUGCACUAAAACCUGCACAGAUGCCCUCAGCCCGGCCAUGAAGUCCCGUCACCGACAGUGUGUCAGACCCCCCUGCUCUGGAAGCUCUCACCAAGAGAAGGCCUGUAACCUGCCCCAGUGUUCAGACGAGGUGUGUGAGGGGACAGACUGUGCGGGGAGGAACUGUUCGUGGAAAGAUUGGGGGGAGUGGAGCUCCUGUUCUCGGUCCUGCGGAGUGGGUCAGCAGCAGAGGCUCCGAACUUUCCUCAGUCCCCGCUCCAACGGCUCCUGGUGUGAAGACAUCCUGGGAGGGAACCUGGAGCAUCGCUUCUGCAACAUCAAGCCCUGCAGAGUGGAUGGAGGUUGGUCUCGCUGGAGUCCCUGGUCCCGCUGCGAUAAGCGCUGUGGUGGCGGACGCUCCAUUCGCACUCGCUCCUGCUCCAGCCCGCCGCCCAAGAACGGAGGGAAGAAGUGUGAAGGAGAGAAGAACCAGGUCAAACCCUGCAACACCAAACCUUGCGAUGAGAAAGGAUGCCCGCCAGGCCAGGAAUUUGUGUCGUGUGCCAACCAGUGUCCACAGCGCUGCUCAGACCUGCAGCAGGGCAUCGAGUGCCAGGACAACACCGACUGUCAGCCCGGCUGUCGCUGCCCUAAAGGCCAGUUGCAGCAGGACGGGGUGUGUGUGCAGCUGUGGCAGUGUGACUGUACGGACUCACUGGGACAGAUCUGGGCAGCCGGCAGCGUGCAUCAGGUGGACUGUAACAACUGCAGCUGCUCUGACGGACAGCUCCUCUGCACUAAUCACAGCUGCCAGGCCUCCUGCACAUGGAGCUCCUGGUCCAGUUGGGCACUCUGCAGCGUUUCCUGUGGGCAGGGCCAGAGAACCAGAUACAGGUCUCUGAUCCCAGAGACUGAAGGAGCUGAUUGCCAGUUUGAGGAAGUUCAGCAUAAAUCCUGCGACCCCGGACCCUGCCCACCUCUCUGUCUCCAUGACGACCAGGAGCUUACAGUGGGAGACACUUGGCUGCAGGGCGAGUGUAAACAAUGCACAUGCACCCCAGAGGGAGAUUACUGCCAAUACAUUGACUGCAGAGUGGACGGUGGUUGGACCCCAUGGUCAGUGUGGUCUGACUGCUCAGUGACCUGUGGACGAGGCACCCAGGUUCACACCCGGGCAUGCAUCAACCCCCCUCCACGGAACAACGGGUCUCACUGCAGCGGUCCGGAAAGAGAAGCACAGGACUGUCACACUCCUCCCUGUCUGGAUGAUCUUUGCCCCUGGUCGCCAUGGUCACCUUGUUCCCAGAGCUGUGGCGCAGGUUCUGUGUCGCGCCGCAGGGUGUGUGUGUGUGAGGAGGGGGGAGAUGCAGCGUGUCCCUCUGAGAUCGAGGCUGAGAGGAACAGAGAGGAGACCCAGCUGUGUUAUAAACGGCCCUGUCCAGACUGUCCCAUGUCGGGGUGGAGUGUUUGGUCUCCGUGCUCCUGUCAGUCUCAGAGGCAGCAGCGCUACCGUGUAGCUCUCUCCCCGGCCACCAGGGGGCAACAGUGCACUCCUGUUGAAACCCAGAGCAGGACGUGCAGUCUCAGUCAGUGCGGUGAUUGUGAAGCCCCAUUUGAGUACUCAGCCUGUGGUGCUCCCUGUGAGAAGCAGUGUGUGCUGCAGGGCCAUGGGGAUCUGUGUUUAGGAGUCAAGGAGUGUACACCUGGCUGCUACUGCCCACAGGGCCUGCUGCAGCAGAAUGGUACCUGUGUUCCUCCAGAGGAGUGUGGCUGCGUCCACCCGCAGCACCAAGCUUCCGGACAACCACCCACACCUGUCACCCUCCCCCAGGGGGCCACAGUCAACAUAGGCUGCAGUACUUGCCUCUGUCAUGAUGGAGCUUUGCAGUGUGACAUGAGAGAGUGUGAAGUCAUCCUCAGCGAGUGGUCAGAGUGGACUCCCUGCUCUCCCUGUGUGCACUCGUCCUCCCUGCUGCACAGCGACUCCCAAGCUGGAGUCAUCAGUGGCAGUAAGAUGGUCUCAAUCCAGAGGCGUUUCCGGGCCUGUUUGGACCUGGAAUCUGGUCUUCCGGUCCCUAGAGAAAAGGAGGAGGAGAGCCAAUGCCCCGGACCGCUGAAGGAGGAGAGGCUCUGUCCAGAUGCUAAAAUCUGCAGCGAUCUGUGUCAGUGGAGUGUCUGGAGCGCCUGGACAGCAUGCGCGGAGCCCUGCAGCGGUGGAGUCCGGCAGCGCUUCCGACGGCCCCUGGCCUCUCCUCCAGGAUCCCGCUGUAAAAGCCAACAGACUCAGAGCCAGAGCUGCAACACAGGACUCUGCCCAGGUGAGCGCUGUGAGGACAGGGGCCGGACCUACCAAGAGAGCUGUGCCAAUCAAUGUCCUCGCAGCUGCACUGACUUAUGGGAGCAUGUGCAGUGUCUCCAAGGAGCCUGCCAUCCAGGUUGUCGUUGUCAAAAGGGACAGUUGUUGCAGGAUGGCGAUUGUGUGCCAGUGGCGAAGUGUCGCUGUGGUAUCCCAUCAGGCAACGGGACGCUGGAGUUCAACCCUAAAGAGGAACUUUCCAUGGACUGUAACACCUGUGUGUGUGAGAAUGGCACUCUGGUGUGCACUGAGCUCCAGUGCCCGGUUUAUGAGCCCUGGAGCCCAUGGAGCUCGUGCUCAGCCUCCUGCGGGCGUGGCCAGAUGACCAGGACACGCCUUUGCCAGGACACAGAGGGCGGUCCUUCGUGUGCCAACACCAUGCAGACGGAGAGCUGUGAUCUGCCAUCAUGUCCAGUGGGUUGUUUGUUGAGCGAGUGGUCAGCCUGGAGUGAGUGCAGCGCCUCGUGUGGUGGUGGGUUGUCAUCACGGAACAAGACGGUCCUCAGAGAACUGGAGCCUGGUGGGACGGCCUGUGUGGGACCACUGGAACAGCACACUGCCUGUCACACCAACAGCUGCCGGCCUGAGUGUCCUAGAGGCCAGGUGUUCAGUGACUGUUCAGGCUCCUGUCCAUACACCUGUGAAGACCUGUGGCCACACACUCAGUGUUUAACCGGACCCUGCUCUCCUGGGUGCAAGUGCCCUCCCGGACAGGUGCUGCACAAGGGCUCCUGUGUGUCCCACGCCGACUGUCCCUGUUCUCUGCUGUCCCUGCCGACUGCUUACCAGCACCCGAAUAUGAGCACUGAAGAGAUCACAGAAAGUCUGCUGCCAGCUGGAACAGCCUUUCAGCACCUCUGCAACACAUGUGUGUGUCAAAGAGGAGUGUUCAACUGUACCUCGGAGCCCUGUGAGGUGGACUGUGAGUGGUCCAGCUGGUCCCUGUGGAGUCCAUGCUCAGAAAGCUGUGGCACAGGACAACAGCGCUCCAGCAGAACCGUCCUGCAUCCCAGCCAGUAUGGAGGGGCCAAAUGUGAGGGCCCUGACCGCCGCACAACCAACUGCAUUGCCCCUGACUGUGCGUGUCCUGACGGGGAGCAGUGGAAGAGGAGUGUGUCGGAGGAGGUCGCGCUGUGUGAGAGGAGCUGCGAGGACAUUUACUCCUCCUCUCCCGUCAACUGCAGCCACUCCAUCGAGGGCUGCGUGUGUCAGGAUGGGCUCUACAGAAACACAGAGGGGGUUUGUGUCAUCCCCGCCCUCUGCCCCUGCCAUGACCAGGGCAUCAUGCGGGAGGCAGGAUCCGAAUGGGACGAGGGCUGUCUGUCGUGUCACUGUGUGAACGGGAAAAAAGUGUGCCAGUUAAGAUGUCCGCCACUCUACUGUGAUGAGGGGGAGGUGAAGGUGGAGGAGCCAGGCAGCUGCUGUCCAGUCUGUAGAAAAUCGUUUCCAGAAGAGCCCGUGCCAGAGUGUCGUCGCUACGUGCAGGUCAGGAACAUCACUAAGGGAGACUGUCGGCUUGACAACGUUGAGGUCAGCUUCUGCAGGGGACGCUGUCUGUCCAGGACUGAUGUCAUCCUGGAGGAGCCCUACCUCCAGUCAGUGUGUGAGUGCUGCAGUUACCGUCUGGACCCUGACACGCCUGUGCGUUUCCUCAGCCUGCAGUGUGAGAGUGGAGAGAGCGAGCCGGUUGUCCUGCCCGUCAUACACAGCUGCGAAUGCACCAGCUGCCAAGGAGGUGACCUGUCCAGGCGCUGAGCAAGUAUGUUGAGUGUGAAUGUGUGUGUGUGCACAAGAAAGAGCGAGAGCAGGACAAGUACAAAUGCCAAGCCAAGUGAGAGCGCUUGCUGGGUGAUGGACACAUCAUUUUUGGCGGGACACAGCGAUGGAUGGAUCAGAGGAAAAAUGGAGACCUGAGAGCCCGCUGAUGUACGCACUGUUCUGUAGUCCUGAGUCAUCGAAUGACUGAAUGCUACUGCUGAUCAUAGAGUUAAUGUUCUGAACUUUAAUGUGUAUUCUUUAACUUGUACAGCCUUUUUCUACUGUAUAUUUAUAGUAAUAUUAAUGGACCUAUGAUACAACCCAAGUAUGCAAAA
Molecule: messenger RNA, 17633 nt
Organism: Eleginops maclovinus (Patagonian blennie)
Lineage: Eukaryota; Metazoa; Chordata; Actinopteri; Perciformes; Eleginopidae
Gene: sspo
Product: SCO-spondin
Exons: 118
Coding region: 1-17295 (5764 amino acids)
Cellular component (GO): extracellular matrix
Molecular function (GO): protein binding
Source: RefSeq, a predicted model, not a curated record